GAACAUGGCCAUCUUCACACUUAACCAUCCAAGAACCAACUGUGGGCCCUAACUACCCAUAUAAAAUCAGAACAUGGCCAUCUUCACACUCUAUGCUCUCCAUCUUUAUGCUCUGAAUAAUUACUGCCAACCAUGGAAGACUACAGAAUUGAGGAAACAGCUCCUUCUCCCAACAAAGCUUCCCCUCAACUGAAUUGCAAAAUAUUGUAUGUUAGUGGUUUUCGUGGAACCAGUUUUCAUGCUUUCAACAAUGAUGCUGCUGCACCUGCAUCUGAUGAAACUCAUGAGCAAUAGGACAUUGUACGAUGAUGCAGUACAAGGAGACUUAGAGGUGACAGAAAGGUUGGUUAAGGAGGACAACAAAGUGUGCAUAUAUCCACUGAACGAUAAGCUUCAAAACGUGUUUCAUAUCAUUUCCAAGAGAGAAGAAGAGGAAGAAGACGAGAGGGUCGUGGAGAAACUGGAAAACAUUGUAAGGAACAUGAGUGUGGAUGAUCUCGGGAAGAAAGACGGGGAUGGCCGAACCGCCCUCCACGUGACUGCCCUGUAUGGGAACACUAAGAUGGCCCAAGUGUUUAUUAGAAAGAAUUGUCGUCUCCUUUUCGUGAGCGAUGGCCACCACGAUCUCCCUGUCCAUUUGGCUGCCCGGAAUAUCCGCCAGAGCGAGGCCGUUUAUACCUUCUUCUUUAAUGUCACUCGUCAGAAAUGCGAGGAGGUGCAGGUGCCUACAGCUAAUCCAUUUGAACUCUCAAGUGCCAUGCAGCUCUUUUGCUACUUGAUUGGAUCUAAAUUCUAUGAUCUGGCUUUAGAUUUGGUGGUAAAGUACGAUGAAUUGGGAGUAUCGGUAGCAGAGAUACCUGGUUCGAAAUUGGACGAAAAGAAUCCGGACGUGGCUAGUCAUCCUCUCCUAAAGAGCAAAACAUCUGCAUUGCAAGCGCUCGUGCAGUUCGAUUGUCCUAUCAUCAACACAAGUCACCUUAGCUUCUGGCACAACUCAAUAUCCUAUUUGUGGCAGCCGAAGAGCAUGAAGAACAAGAUGUCAAUGCACCGAAAAGCAGAGAAGCUUCUCCACCAUUUGUGCAACAGAAUCAAAUCCCGGAAAGAUCACAAACAGGUUGUUGCCGUUGCAAAGAGUGCAAUGUUCGAAGCAGCCCGGCUGGACAUGGACACCGUAGUUACGAGCAUUCUGGACACAUGCCCCACAAUAGUUUACUGUUUGGACGACAACAAGUGCAGCGUGUUUCACAUCGCAGUCGAGAACAGGAGCGAGAACGUCUUUAAUCUUCUAUGUCAAAAGAGCAUCCAGAUGCGAGAUUUGGCAGAAAUGGUGGAUGUUCAUGGAAACGGCAUUCUGCAUUUGGCCGGGAAAUUGGCACCCCCUCACAAACUCAAUUCUGUUUCCGGGGCUGCUCUUCAAAUGCAACUAGAACUGCAAUGGUUCGAGGUCAUUUUUCCACUCUAGAUUAAUCUAAAUUUGCUUGAACGAAAUGAUAUAGCGUUAGAACUUGUUUUUGUUUCAACUAAUUUUUGGGUUAAAGAUAAAUUUAGUUCUAACAG
Molecule: messenger RNA, 1557 nt
Organism: Cuscuta campestris
Lineage: Eukaryota; Viridiplantae; Streptophyta; Magnoliopsida; Solanales; Convolvulaceae
Source: the annotation of a GenBank genome assembly